GAGAUCUGGUCAUUCUGAUGGUGUGGAGGACCACUUGUCUGCUGCUAUUGGACUGGUGCACCAGAACCCCUUCCAGCCAUGAGCUAAGCCCUCCCUAUCCUAGGCAUCCUGGGUAGGAUGACGGCUGUGUGCCCCGCUGGGGUGGGACCUGCUGGGGCUACAGUGGUGUGCUCCAGGGGGUCUGGGACUGGGGUUUUGACUGGGAGCACAGCGGGUCAGGACAAGAGAUACGCACGCUGGAGCCGCUUGGAGAGCUCGAACAUCACUACAGAUGACGAGGGGGUCCCUGGCCACCGCAUCACCCCCCUGGAGAGGCUAAACCUGGACAUGUGCCAGGACGACAGGGUGGUCCGUGAGCUUACCUUGGGCCGGCGUAUCAGCUUCUACAAGGUCCGUGGAGAGAUCGGAUGUGGAAACUUUUCCCACGUCAAACUGGGGAUCCACGCCCUCACAAAAGACAAGGUGGCCAUUAAAAUCCUGGAUAAGACCAAGCUGGACCAAAAGACCCAGAGGUUACUAUCCAGAGAGAUAUCCAGCAUGGAGAGACUGCAACACCCCAACAUCAUACGCCUUUACGAGGUGGUGGAGACAUUGUCACGGUUACAUCUGGUGAUGGAGUAUGCAGGCGGAGGCGAGCUCUACACCAAGAUCAGCACAGAGGGGAAACUGUCCGACAUAGACAGCAAGAUCGUCUUCUCUCAGAUCCUCUCAGCUGUCAAACACAUGCAUGACAACAGCAUCAUUCACCGUGACUUGAAGGCAGAGAACGUCUUCUACACCUGCAGCACCUGUGUCAAGGUGGGAGACUUCGGAUUCAGCACGCUAAGCCGCCGCGACGAGACUCUCAACACCUUCUGCGGCUCCCCGCCCUACGCCGCGCCAGAGCUCUUCCGGGACGAACACUAUAUGGGCAUCUUCGUAGACAUCUGGGCCCUGGGCAUCAUGCUGUUCUUCAUGGUGACAGGAAGCAUGCCCUUCAGGGCGGAAACGGUUGCCAAGUUGAAGCGCUGUAUCCUGGAGGGGGCCUAUGUGCUGCCCUCCUGGAUACUGGAGCCCUGCCAGAGGCUGAUCAGAGGCAUCCUCCAGCCUCAGCCCUCAGAUCGCUGCAGUGUAGAGCAGAUAAUGGGCUGUGAGUGGCUGCUGUGUGUAGACUUCCCCCGGGCCAUGGAGCCCUUUAAACUGGACCCGUCCUAUCUGGCCGAGAGCACACCUUCAGAGUUGGAGGAGGAUGAGGCGGAGGUGAGGGGGGCACUGGAGACACUAGGGAUCACCACGGAGCAUAUCUUGAAUAAUCAGGGGAAGGACUGUAGGAGUUCUAUAACAGGUGUUUAUAGGAUUCUGUUGCACCGUGCGCACAAGAAGCGGGCAGUGGAGAGCAUGCCUGCAGUUAUGCAUGUGGUCGGGGCCAGAGUGAGUAAAAAGGACCGGCUGAAGGCGUACCGCAGCUUACAGCACACCUCCAAGCUCUGUGUGAUUCUGUGAUGAAAAGCCUUUACUCCUAUAGUUGAACUUUAUUGUAUUUUUUGUCAAACGAUUAGAAUGUAUGUUACUGUGAAUGAGGAAUGAGAUGGUGAAUUUUAAAUCACUUUGAUUUCUGCCUUGAAUGUUGAUCGGCAAAACAUUCAUCUCAGAUACGCUAAGAAAGACAAAAAAAGUUUUCAAGUUGGGAUUCAAGUGAGUAUUUGUCUUUGUGAGAAUAUACUUUAGCCUGGGUGCCAGUCUUUCCCUAAUUUAUCUCACAAGAAAAGGCAAACAUGUAACAUAUGGUUAUCCAGCAGACAUUUUUCUCCAAAGGAACCUGGGCGAUUCCAGCAUUAUGUUCAUAAUACUUGCUCACAAAAUCACAACUUAAAUGUCUCACAGAAUGGACAAACUAAAUAUAAAUACAAUUUUGAUGUGUGUGUCUAUAUUACCCACCAGGGGGAAUGUACAGUGCCUUGCGAAAGUAUUCGGCCCCCUUGAACUUUGCGACCUUUUGCCACAUUUCAGGCUUCAAACA
Molecule: messenger RNA, 1999 nt
Organism: Oncorhynchus mykiss (rainbow trout)
Lineage: Eukaryota; Metazoa; Chordata; Actinopteri; Salmoniformes; Salmonidae
Product: serine/threonine-protein kinase NIM1-like
Biological process (GO): microtubule cytoskeleton organization; protein phosphorylation; intracellular signal transduction
Cellular component (GO): cytoplasm
Molecular function (GO): ATP binding; tau-protein kinase activity
Source: RefSeq, a predicted model, not a curated record